AUGCCACUUAGCUCCUCAGCCAAACGGCGGUCUUUGCGUUACAAGCAAUCCAACACAUCAAAUGUAGCAGAACGUAGCGCCUCACCCAAGCCAGCGAGCGAAGUGCACAUUUCUACACCCCAACAAUCACAACAGCAACAACAAAACCAACAACAAAUGCAGCAGCAACAAGCAGCAUUAAAAAGUAGCAUCUGCAGUUGGCAGCCAAAGCCGGCGACAGCAGCAAAUUGCAGCGAACAUGAAAAGCAUUUUCAGCAUUAUUGGCUAAUUAUUUUAAGUAACUGCAAGACAGGCAGCCAACCGCGACCAACAACAACAACAACAACAACAACGACAACGACGCAAAAAGCCAACACCAACACGACACAACAUGUGUUUGUGCAAUUUAAGACGCUGAAUUAUGGCUGA
Molecule: messenger RNA, 408 nt
Organism: Bactrocera neohumeralis
Lineage: Eukaryota; Metazoa; Arthropoda; Insecta; Diptera; Tephritidae
Product: protein hunchback-like
Exons: 2
Coding region: 1-408 (135 amino acids)
Source: RefSeq, a predicted model, not a curated record